AUUGCGCUAUCCAACAGUUAACGCAGCGAAGGCACAAGUCUGGGCAGUUCUAACUCGAGGUGAGAUGACACGACUGCAGAGAUGGUGUAAUAACUGCUCCUGAAUGUAAACGAGGUAGAAGAUCAUGUUGAUUUUUUGAAAAAGAUAAAUUAUGAAACCUCACAAGGAGUGCUUAUCUGUGCACUUGUCUUCCGGUUUGCUGGAGCAUUUAAAGUCGCCACCCUUCCCAAUCCAUCAGCCGGACUGUUCUGGGCAAAAUAACGAAGGUCGUUUAAAGUUCCUCUGUUCUGAAUCUCUCAGACUGCGGAUCUGAUACAACAGGAAGUUUGCUUCGAUCACUGGACGCCAGGUUCCUCAUUUACCUGUCGCCUGGAACGAUUCCAACAUCGCAGCACGCUCAGUGUAUCUGCGGCUUUCGUUCAACCUUGCUACGAGUUACAUGGCUCUAGCUGCCGCAGCGUUCCCCAGUUGUUUUGAGAAGGUCAACAGCCAUCGACUGCAGAGAGUACAUUAAUCGUCACCCCACCAAUCGAGUUUUUCAGUAAUCAGCUCGAAGUGUACCGUUGUUUUGUUUUACAACCAACUGACUUUAAAUUGUUUUGCCAUUAAUGUAUUUACAGACCACUGCAAUGUAAACCUAUUAAUUGUAAAUCUUUUGAACAGGGACUGCCUUGGAUCGCUUGAAAGCUCCACUGAUGAUGAGACCAAACUCCAACAGAAAUGAAUUUCAUGAUUGAUUAACACAAUAGCUUCUAGUGCAAAUUGAUGGAAAAAAAUGACUUUUGACAUGAAGUUAGAACAAAGGCAAUUUUGUGCAUAUUGUACAGAAUUUUAGCUAAGUGACUACGACAACGGAAGAUUUGAAGACAGACACACCAAGUUAAGUAAUAACAUUGGAAAAGCUGACUCUCUGCUUUAAAUAUAUCAAGAAUCCAGCUGCUGGCUCCUGGCACAGGGACAAAGUUUUAAAACUUCAAGUUUCACUAAGCAUAUGGAUGAUUUGUAAUCAAAUCCCCUUAAACCUUUAUGGUGAAUUGGCCUUAUAAACAUAGUACAGGGAGAAAACUUAAGUUGUAUAUUUCCUUCAGUCAAUGGCCACUAUUUAUAAAUGCCACUAAUGCAGAAAAUAGAACUCAAGGCAUCUCAUGGACUCAAAACUGCUGGUAUUGCAAAUAAAAAACACUGCAAUUUAGAUGUUGUGGAUUCAGCUGAAGAGGAAAAAGGAACAAAGGGCUUCAACAAUAGUUUGGAACCACUACCAGGAACUGCAAGAUACACAGAUCCUCUCAGUGACGGAACGCUAAACUGUAACACACAACUGAGUUGCACCAAAGCAGGGGAGGAGAGAGAGUGUGAAUUUUUUAGCAGCAGACUUGUUGGGAUUGAGGAAAACAGCACCAGUACAACCACUGCAGUAACUACAGAGAAAGAAUCCCCUUUUGUAUCUCUUAACUCUUCCGGCUACUGGUCCGAUCUGCAGAGCCAGUCUGUUGAAACAGACGGAGAAUCCACACAUGGAGAAAAAAUGGCAGUAGGUAAAUGGGAGCGUCAGUCUGAAUCGCAAUCACUUGACCAGGACAGAGGUUGUGAAGAACAUUCUCUGGGAUCCUCUGUGAAACAAGAAUUUCCUAAAGAUGUGACAUUAUCAUACAGUGUUAUCAGACAAAACUCUGGACUUGUCGAUCAUGAGCUUCAAGAGGCAACGAGAAGGAGGCUGUGCAUUCUAGAAAGUGAAACCAAAGAUGUUGGGGUGCUUUUCAAUGAAUUGUCAUCGCGGCUGGUUUCAGUUCAUGCAGAGAAGGACCUCUUUGUCCUCACCUUUAAGACUGUUGAAGAAAUCUGGAAAUUUACAACUUACCUUUCCCUAGGGUUUGUGGGUCGCUGUUUGGAGAACUUGCUCUUGGACCAACGGUUCUGGUUGAAUGUCUCGCUUGUGGAAGAUGUGAAGAUUCAGGUUGAAGUGAACGAAGCACAUUUGUCAUUGAUGUAUUUGGAUCUUCUGUUACAGGAAGGUCACUUUUUCACCAGAGCCUUAUCCAACAUUCCAAAGAGUGAAGAGCAAGAUCUGAACAUCUGCAAGGAGGAUCUCAUCAUGGUUAAAGAUAUCGGGAACGACUCAAAGUGGGAAGCAACUGCGCUCUCAACCAAUGAAAAGGGCCUCAUUCCAGUUUCUGCGCCACAAGCUCUUCUCUACCCAUUUUACCAGUGGUUCCUAAGGUCGAGACCGGGGAACUUUAGUGGCUAUGAGGAAUAUAAACAACACCACUUCCCCCAUUCAAUUGGUACUGGCACUUGUAUCGCAACCAUGGAUUACAAAGAGGCUGAGGUGGAUGAACUGUGUUUCAACAAAGGAGAAAAGAUUCAAAUAAUUGGCUUCCUCCUUUCUAACCUGAAGUGGUUUUUGGGGAAGUCUUUAUCUACUGGAGAAACUGGGUUUGUACCAGUAAAGCACAUGAAGCCUGACCAAUUCAAAACACUGGAAACACACCUUUUGUUUUUAAGUGAUGAAGAAAAAACUUCUUUGAACAUGUUCCGAAAACCUGAUGAGCGACAUUGCAUCAAUCUCCUGAACAAGCUCUCCCAAACUGAUAUCAACACUGUUUAUCGUUUAGGGGAAUUACUUCCUUCCACGUUUGAACAGCACUACCUGUCUGACCCAGCUGGACUUUGUCACAAUGACAACAUUCCUGAUACGAACCCUUUUUUCUACAAGGAAUUAGAACAAUUCAUUCCAGAAAAGCAUCAACCUAAACAUCCAAGGUUUUAUACUGACCUUGGUCUCGAAGAUAUGAAUGAUCCUGAAGUCUUCAAUCCCAUGCUAUUAUUUCUAAACCAAGAGGAAUACAUUUCACAUUUCAGACAUUUCUAUGACUUGAACUUUUCCUUCAUAGGGUCCAUCUUGUAUGGAGUAACUGAAGAGAAGGAAGUUUUACAGUAUUUGGAAAUGGCAAGGGAGAUGGCCAAAAUGUACAACAAACAUUGGGCAUACUGCAGAAUCUGUUUUCUGUUGGGAAGACUUUGUGCUAAACGACUCAGAUUCUCACAGGCCAGAGUUUACUUUGAAGAAGCAAUGACUCUGGUGCAAGGGACAUUUUCCGACUUGUAUCUGUUGACUGCCUUAUAUGUGAACUUGGCAUCUGUGUAUUUGAAGCUCAAAAUGAAAGAGAAAUCUCCCACCCUUGUGGAAAAGGCUGCAACUCUUCUCCUGUGCAUCCCAUCCCAUAUUUUCAGUUCAGAGAAUGAGUUGGAGAUACUUAACAUUCUCCUUAAAAGAGCAAUAAUCGCCAAUGAUUAUUACCUGGAGGCACGUACCUGUUUUCUAAUAACAAAACUUUUUCUAGAAAGCGGAAAGUCUGAGGAGACUUUAUCAUUUGCUGAACAUUUACAAUUUCUUUCAAAUAGUUUCAGUUUUCAAAGUAACAUUGUCCCAAUAGAUGUGCAUUUGAUUUUAAGUUGCAUAUACAACAAAAAAUGCUUACCACAGCUUGCACUGGCAGCUUUAAGAUUUGCUCAACCUGGCUCAAGUAGCACAUUGUUUGGUUCUUUGCAGAAAGCUGAUUUUGCCAUUGAAACAAUUGUAAAGUUUAACACUCAAGGAACUUGUAUUGGAGAAAUCCCUCCACAGGCUGCACUUUACCUUCAAGAAGCUCUGGAUCUUGCAUCUAGCACUAGCGACAUAAACAUCCUGAGGGAUUUGAACUUUGCAUUGGCUAAUUUAUACCAACAACACAAGUUGUAUAAAAGGGCAAUUAAUUACAUGGCAAAAUCUGCAGAAGUAUCAAGCUGCAUCAGUGAUGGAGGAACUUUCAAAGCUCAUCUUUCUCUUGCUUGGCUAUAUAUUUUAAAUAAUCAGCCAAUCAUGGCAUCAGAAAUCUUGAAUUCCCUUUUAGAAUCAUCGCUUAAGAUGCACAACCCUAUACAACAAGGAGUUGUUCAUAACAUGCUGGCACUCUCUCUAAGAAAGCACACCAGGCUAAAAGAAGCUCUGGAAAACUGCCAUUAUGCAAUAAUAACUGCAAAAGAAAGUGGCAUAAAAUGUAACCAAGCCAUUGCUCAUGCUAACUUUGGAUCUUUGACUCUGUGUUGUAAAAUUCUUCCACUGCCUGGAUGCUACCUCAGGAAAUCUUUAAAUCUGUAUUUACAAAUGCAAGACUGCUGCUUGGAAGUGGGUUAUGCGCAAGUUCUCUUGUGUUUGGGACAAUACUACAUAGACAGAGGCAUGAGAAACGAAGGGAGGCUGCAUUAUGAGCUAGCACUUCUUUCUGCCAUGAAAGCCAAUAAUGUUCAUUACCAAAUCCAGGCUAUUGAACAACUCUGUAGCUUCUAUGAAAAGGUUUUACAUGAUAAAUUGAAAUGCAUUAUUUAUUAUGAGCACUGGUUACUGCUUGCUCAUAAAUUAAAGGACAAGGAACAGGAGAUGAAAAUGCUGCCCAUUCUAAGUCAUCUUUACUUUUCAUUUAACACAGAAAGUUCCUACAGAUCAUCUCUAAGCUACACCAAACAGAGCCUGAAGAACUUUAUUGAUCUGGGAAUGCACGGCAAGGAGGCAGAAGCCUGGCUGAUGGCCGGUAAAACCUAUUACAUGAUGGAACAAGACGAACUUGUUGAACUAUACUUACAGGCUGCUGUACAGACAGCUCAGAGAAUGAAGAACACGCACUUUACCAUGAAAAUAAAUGAAGAGGCUGGCGAUGUAUUUUACAAUGGACCCAGAGAACGAGAGAAAGCAGUAUCAUUUUAUAGGGAUGGGGCAGUACCUCUUGCCAGGAUGACAAAUGACUUUGACGUAGAGCUCAGACUCUUCAACAAACUGACUGAACUUUGCAUUUCACUGAACCAUCUAGAGCGAGCCCUAGAAUACGCGAUUGCAGCUGUAAGACUCAGUAUAAACACUGGAGACCAACUGAAGGAACGUGUUGCUUUUCAUCGACUAGCCACAGUGUACUAUUCGUAUCAGCAGUAUGAGAUGGCUGAAAAUUACUACCUAAAGGCACUGUCUCUGAGUUCUCAUUUAUUCGUGUCUCCAAAGGAAGCAAAGUACUAUAUGAAAAUUUACUUCAGACUGGGUGAUAUUACACUUCACAAACUCAUGGAUGCUCAUGAUGCUGCUGGCUAUUUCCAAAUGGCCUUCGCUGCAGCUAUUGAACUAGGAAGCAAAGAAGAUUUGUUUAAUAUUUGUACUAAGCUUGCCAACAUUUACAAGAACUACAUUGUGAAUGAAGAUCUAUGUUCUCAAUUUGUUGAGAAAGCAAAGGCCCUCAGCAAUAAGCUACAUGAAACCAAACAGAGCUCAUCACCAAACUAAUGUGAAAUUAUUUAAAAUGUAAACCAAACUCUCAUGACACGUUAACUACCACAUAAGUGUUUGAAAGUAACUUCCUAAUGUAACAUGCCCAGAUACAUUUACCUUUCUUUUGCAUUCAAGAACUGAGGAAAAAGGUUGAAAACCCAUAAUAAAGGGCAGUUACAAGUUGAAAUCAAUGAUUGGAUAGAAAAAAAAGUCAGUAUUAGCUAACCAGAGAUGCUAAUUGGAUUAAGGGGAGGGAGGAUUGACAUUCACAGUAGUGAAUUCAGUUUUGAGUUUCUGGUAAAUAUAUCAUGAUGAUCCACUUUUUUUUGUUCUACUUUGGUUUACCAUAAUGAAUAAAAUAGAAACAUCUGGUAGUAACAAAACUUGCAUUGCCAAAAUUUGCAAUGAUAAUAAAAUUGAAUUUAAAAUUAUUUUUCAAUACUUAAGAUAUUAGACAACUGAAAUAGAUCAGCAUAAAUGUUGCAUUAUCAGCUGGAGCAUUUCUAGUUAUGGUGUCGAGCUCGAUUAUCUUUAGUUCAUCCCAAGUUUUACAUAUAUAAAUUAUUCUGAAAUAUCAUGGGUUCUUAUGAUUAUAAAAUAUACAACUACAAAAUUCCAGAUGGAGAAGUAGAAACAGUGAACUAGCAUGAGUGAACCAUCAGUGAAAGCUACUGGUAUCUCAGUAUUUUUAUAAUGCAUGUGAAAUUAAGCAGCUUCCUUCAACAAAAAUAAUGGACUUUGCGUAACAUUCUACUAAAUCACCUACUGUAAAAAUUUGCCAUUUCUAGAACACAUUUGCAGCAGGUUUGAACUAACAUAGCCCCGGGAACCUAUUCCUGGCAAGGUGCUAUAUUUUAUCUGCUUUUUACCUUCUGCUUUUCUGUCCAGAAAAAUCCCCAAAUGACUGCUUUCAGAAUGUUUUAUAAAUUGAAGUGUAGUAAUUUCUCUUUUCCUGCACUCUGUGGCAUGUACUGAACAUUUAAAGCAUUCCCCAAAAUUGGUGAUUACCUUUUAAGUAUCUCACUUUUUAUAUACUACUUAAAACAUAGGUUGAGGUGGCAAAAUGAUGGUCUUACUCAGAAUACACUGCAUAAAAGUAGUAGUUUGUAUUAAUAAUGAACAGGUAUAAUUAAGGAGCCUGAAGUGUCCUCAAACUACAAAACAUAUGGGUUAAUUACUUGGUUAACAAUAUUGUCUUUCAGCUAUGUUCUCAAAAUUUAGAAUGAUUUGAAUAUGAUUGCAUCAGUAAAUCAUAUUCCUUAUGUCCUCUGUGGACUCUGUUGAACAUUUGGAGAUCAAAGGCUUCUACUAUAUUGGGCGUUAUGCUCCUUUAUAAAUGGCAGGAGAGCUGUAAGCAAAAAUGUCAGAUGUAGAAAAUGCAGUCUUUCCACAAUAAGGUUUAUUGCAGUCAAUUAUGAAGAUUUUGAUGUGCUAACAUUUUAACAGAAUUCCUGCUAUGCAACUCAUUUUGCUCAUUAAUCAGCACUUGUACCAUUAAAAAUGCACAUAAGUACUCAUCAAUCUUAUGUGACCUUUACAGAGAUGAGUGUAUAAGAUGGAAGUACAAUUUGCAGGGAUGAAAAUGAUACAAAGCGAUUAAUGUAGCAUUUUAUAUUGUUUGAGUAAGAUUGGAAAGAUGAUUUGAAUGUACCAUAGCCUAACAGCAAUGUGAACAUAUUUUUAUAUUAAAAGAUUUUAUGUAACAAAAUGAAAACUUCUGUUCAUAUUUUUGUAUUAUAAAAUGGGCUAAACAUUGGAGUAUUUUAAUUGAAAGCACUUUUAACUUGGCGGAAUACAA
Molecule: messenger RNA, 7088 nt
Organism: Pristis pectinata (smalltooth sawfish)
Lineage: Eukaryota; Metazoa; Chordata; Chondrichthyes; Rhinopristiformes; Pristidae
Product: SH3 domain and tetratricopeptide repeat-containing protein 2-like
Exons: 18
Coding region: 1109-5305 (1398 amino acids)
Biological process (GO): regulation of ERBB signaling pathway; regulation of intracellular protein transport
Cellular component (GO): recycling endosome
Molecular function (GO): protein binding
Source: RefSeq, a predicted model, not a curated record